Molecule: messenger RNA, 3186 nt
Organism: Capronia coronata CBS 617.96
Lineage: Eukaryota; Fungi; Ascomycota; Eurotiomycetes; Chaetothyriales; Herpotrichiellaceae
Exons: 2
Coding region: 1-3186 (1061 amino acids)
Biological process (GO): chromatin remodeling
Cellular component (GO): cytoplasm
Source: RefSeq, a predicted model, not a curated record
AUGACUCAGUCACGCCAACAGGCUUUCCAGCGGUUGCGUCCGGCCUGCGUCGAACUGAGUUCCACUGUGCUCCGAUUCAAAGCCAGUCAAGCCUCCCCGAAGGCUGUACUGCUUGCCCUGGAACCAGUCCACGAUGUGCUGCAGUCACUAGGCAGCGAGAAUUUGCUUGACGAGAAAUUGGCCGAGUAUGCCUUCUUCCCGCUCACACAUAUCUUCAAUCAAGCCCGGAGCCUCCCUUCUCAUGUCCUGGAAGUAGCUGUCAGAUGCGUCGAAAUCCUGGUUUCACGAGGAUGGCGGGACAAGAUUGUGCCGGAGAUGGCACGGCAGCUCCUGAUUCUUAUGAGCCUGUUAGUUUCCCCCAACUCGAAUCCCAGUCAACCGGCAGAGCCUGCCACGGACGAACUUAUAUGUGCUUCAUGCGAAUGCAUUCGUGCCAUCAUAGCUCAGAUAGCACGCGCUUCGACGAAGGUCCUUGACGAGGUUGGUGAUACGAACAUUGUGGACCGGCUCGUCUAUCAGCUGCUUCAAAUAAUUGCAGAUUCUAGCUCGGAAAUUGUUCAAAUCAGUGCAGCCCAGGCUCUUUUGGAGCUGUACUCGGCUAUUGCCAGCUGGACUCUUGCUGCCAGCUUAUUACCACGCACCGUUUCCACGCUGGUGAAAGUCUUGCGGCCGAGCACUCAAGCCCGCCGUACGCGGAAAGUUCUCGUGGCUUACCUGAAACUUUUCAACUUGGUUGUCAGGAAGACCCUUUCUGACGAAGUUGUUGAGAAACAUGUCGAAGACGGCGGUACGGAACUGGCAACAAAUCAACAUGCGCAAGCUAUCCCCGUCUUGAACAAGUCAUGGCUCCAGGCUACGGCCACACAAAUUGACCUUGCUUUGGUUCAAGUCACCAAACUUAGGACAUAUAAAGCGUCAGAUGUUGCUGGAGCACUUCUCGAUCUCUGCCUUCUAGUGAUCGAGGAGUGUCCACAGACGCUUGCGCUUUCUGUGCCUCUCAUGGUUGAGACGAUGGUUGUUCUCUGUCGGUCCCCUGAUUCAUCGAGGGCUGAUGCCAUGCUCCGACACAUCGUCACAUCACGACCAGAGAUAGCGGACAUUCUUAUUGAGAAGUUUUAUGACUGGACCCAAGCGUUACCACGGGUGAUGCAAGGGCACAAUGACAGACCAAAGCAACAAAUGCUUGGUCAAGUGGCGACGUCGUUUGCGGCUUUAGCAGAAUCUUGGAAUGCAACUGAUGAACUGAGUUCUAGAAUAGCAGCCACGCUCGUUGACAGCGCCGCAGCGGCCAUUGGAUCAACUUCGAAGAAAGCAAGGCUGAUCGAUGACGUGCCUCAUAGUGGUCCUAUUGACCUUGCAGAUGGAUCCACGAAAGUGGAAGGAGACUUCAAGCCUAUCAUCCUCAGCCACCAAAGUCAACAGUCUUCAACAAACGAGCUGAUGAAGUUCGUGAGCUAUCUCAAGUCUCAGCCAUCUAGUCGAGCCAUCGUGCGCAGCAUCAUCAAUCAGACUCUGAAUCCGGAUGUCGACAGGAGACUCGCUGCGACAUGGUUGGGCCUUGCCUUUCUUGGUUCUUCCCAGUAUGAUAUUAGCGACAUCGAUGAUUUGAUCGAGAGCAAUGCUUCGGAGACCGAGUCGCAACUCUCACGACCCUUCCUCAUCUCAGACUUGUAUGCUCUGACAUUGCCAAAUUUGUUACAAUAUCCCGAGGCCAAAACCGCAGGCGAUGCAGAGUGGAGAUUGGUAGCAAUGUCUCUGGAGUCCCUCACACUGCAAGCUCGGCAACUUGGCCGCUCCUAUCGACCUGAGUUGGUGGAAACACUCUUUCCUCUGUUGACAUUAUUUGGUGAUGAAAAUGCAAUGCUUCAACGCCAUGCGGUCACUGCAUUGAACAUUGUAGCAAAUGCAUGUGAGUACGAGUCAGCAGCUCAGAUGCUGGUCGACAACGUUGACUAUCUGGUCAACGCUGUUGCCCUUCGGUUGAAUACUUUCGAUGUAUCUCGUGACAGCUUGCAGGUUCUCGCCAUGAUGAUCCGACUGUGCGGUGCGAGACUCCUGCCACACCUCGAUGACCUGAUAGCCAGCAUAUUUGGGGCUCUCGAUAGCUUUCAUGGCUAUCCCAGUCUUGUCGAGCAACUGUUUGCUAUCCUGAAGAUGAUGGUUGAGCAGAGUUCCAAGACCCCGGAAGUCCUUGCUAUUGGUUCGGAGCACGAGCACGAGCCCGAUACUGUUGUACCUUCUCGCGUAUCUGGGGUGGAAGAUAUCGUUAACGACCUACGAGCGCGCCUGCAGAGAAGGUUGAAGUCGGAUGAAGAGCAUGAAGCAGUCACCCGAGCACCCCAUCGGCCGUGGAUGAGAGCAUUAGAUGGACCAGAUGAUGACGGGCAAGGCAAAUCGUCGGACGAUGAAGUGAUGGAAGACGUCCAGGAUCAGCUCGAAGACACGAGUAGGGCAAAGGAGCCUACAUUGUCAAAAGCUCAUCAGCUGCUUCUGAAUAUUGCCCAAUCAGCAGUCCCCCACAUGUCAUCUCCAUCGCCCAAGGUACGACUCACGUUGCUCCAGCUUCUGGAUGAGGUAUGUCCGCUGCUGGCGCAGGACGAAAAUUCUUUCUUGCCGUUUGUGAAUGCUGUGUGGCCUGCAAUCGUCCCACGGCUUCUGGCCAAGGAAGAGGACGCUUCAUCCGACAUGCCAUACACUAUGCAAGCCGCCGCGGACACCAUAUCCACAUUGUGCCGAGCAGCAGGCCAUUUCAUGGCCAGUCGCAUCGAAGAUGUAUUCUCGGACGUUGAGGCGCUCUUCAAAAAACUUUCCUCGGCGAUUAAACCUACUGGCAGGUCUCAACAGAGACCUGCUUCAUCGAAGCCGAAGGUGCUGGGAACGGAUAUAGUCACUUCCUAUGACAGAAGGGCCAUACGGCCAAAUCAGACCACGGGAUCGAACGGUCUAUUGACAAUGAAUCAAAACAGCAGCGCCAUACGAACUUCGAACGAACGGAUCCUUGACUCUCUUGUGGACAUGUUUCUCUCCAUUUUGCGGCAUGUCCGUAUGUCAGAGGACAACGUUGACAGACUCUUCGACAUGCUCGCGCCGCUGAUGUACAUGCCUGGAAAGGGAGAUGUGAAGGCUGCGUUGACCGAGUACAACGAAGAUGCUGUGUGGCUGAUGGAGCAGCAGAUGAACACUUGA